Molecule: messenger RNA, 2826 nt
Organism: Styela clava
Lineage: Eukaryota; Metazoa; Chordata; Ascidiacea; Stolidobranchia; Styelidae
Source: RefSeq, a predicted model, not a curated record
UUCAUGUAUUUUUUCAGAUCGUUUUUAUUUUAAGUAUUUUAGCUGACAGUCUGUGAUGUCAUCAAAAAUUCCUGGGAAACAGAUUUAUAAAUUCAUUGAUAAAUUUGAUACUCAACCAGAAUUUCUCGAAUUUGCUCGAAGUGAACUCGAAAUUAGUAAUCGUGAGAUAAAUGAUGUUACCGCAGAUCACUCUGGUAGCAGAGAGCAAAAAUAUCAAAUACUAUAUCUAUGGGUUAAAAAAAAUGGCCGUGCAGCGACUCUCGAAAAGUUAGAGCAGCUGAAACAUAAUUUUGACACUGGUAAUGAGGAAAAUGAUGAAGAAGUUCAACAACAGCCCACUUCGAGUUACUCGGAACCAGGAAGAGCUCGGGUUCAACCACCAGGUGGUGUACAACAACCCAAUAAUACAUCAGUUAAAAGAGUCGCUGUAGAAAGUUCCUCUGAAUCAAAAACACCUGCACAUGAAGUCCAAAAAGCAUUUAACGAAAAAUACAGUCACGUUGAGCAACAACUAAGCUCUCGACAUGAAGAAAUUUCGGUAGGCAGCAUUGCUGAUCAAUUUUGCGAAUUACAAACUGCUAAUGAAUCCCAUCUAUGCGGGGAAGUUGCUUCAAUCAAAGUGCAGAGUUGCUCACAUGAGGAUAUACACUCAAUAAUGAGGCAUGAUAACAUUUAUCAAAUAUCUCCAAAUCCCAAAGGAUAUGUGCUUAUAAUAAACAAUAAUUUUCGAGGGCAAGAGGGAGAGAGAAUCGGUGCGAAAAAGGAUGUUGAAAACAUGAAUCGUUUAUGGAGUGAAUUGGGUUGUAAAGUUGCUGUAAAAGAGGAUUUAAAAGCAGUUGAAAUUCGUGAUACAUUAGAAAAAGUUGCACAAUCUCCAAAUAUAUCAGCGUAUAGUUUUGUUGUGGUCUUCAUUAUGUCUCAUGGCGAUAUACAGAACGGCACUGAAGUUGUGCUUGGCGCAGACAGCUCUCCUGUUACAAUCAAUCAAAUUUUAGCGCCAUUCAGUAAUGACAGAUGUCAAGCAUUAGCAGGAAAACCGAAGUUAUUUUUCUUGCAGUUUUGCCGAGGAUGUAUCAUUGACACUGGAGGAGAAUACCUUUGUCAAGAUGAUAGGAUGAAAGAUUUAUUCAAAUCUUUAAUGAACCAUUUUCCUUCUGAAGAAGUUUGCAUGAGUGAUUUGAGCAGCCAACGAAGUUUGCCAGUAAGGUCUGAUAUGCUCAUAUCAUACGCAACACAAUCAGGUUAUAUGGCAUUUCGCAAUGGAAGAGGAAGUUGGUUUAUUAAUGCAAUAGCAAAUAUAUUCAUGAAGUACGCUCAUAUUGAGCAUGUCGCUGAUUUAAUGAUUCGUGUGAGAAGUGCAGUCUGUGCAAAAACUGGGUUAACUCCGUUGAAUGACACUAUAAAUGUACCAUGCAAAGAGAUGAGUGAAAGUAGUGACUUUCUGACUAAAAAACUUUAUCUACUCCCUGGAUAUCCAAGGGAUGAUAUAUUGGAUUAGGAACAGAAAAUAACCAACAAAAUCUGAGUUGACAUGGAUCCUUUAUGGCUUCAUUUCAUUCGCCUAUUACCUCUUUGAAGUCUAAGACCAGUCAUCUAUGAAUACAGAAAUUUCGGUUCUACUUUAGCACGAGGGCUACCGUCGUAAAUGGCCAAUCCAGAUUUGUGGACUAGUUAUGCUCGAGGGCUGUAAUAUGUAUGCUAUAGCACAGGGAUGGGCAUUUACUUUUCUGAGUGGGCCAGUUACACAAAAUAACUUUAUGACUUGGGCGGUGGCUCAAAACUCACUAUGAAUAAAAAACAGGAGUAUCCUGAAGUAUGCGCACCAAGAUGGCGCACAACCUGAACUCAGGUUGUGUAUCAGGUUAGGGUUCAGGUUGUGCGACAUCUUUGUGCACAGGUUAUUUACAACAGCUAGGCUAACGUCUAUAGCAAAAAGACAUUAUUUUUAUCUAUAUUUUCAACAGAAAUUUACGUCCAUAAAAAUUAUAGUCAUAAUUUCAUCAGACACUAAAGGGCCGGAUGAAAAACUUCGUUGUGCCGUAAUUUGCCCACCCAUACUAUAGCACCAGCUAAAUGUAGAUCUCACGCUGUAAUAACAUCGAAAUUUUUUAAUUAGCACAUUGUAUAUAUGUCGUAAAAAAAACGAUAAUUGUAGAUUUAUUAUUGUUUGAACUAGAACCCAACCCAAAAGUCUGAUUGAAGUCUUUAAUUUUUUGCUUGACGCGGCUUUCGUCUGUGAUAAAAUCCAGGAUUAUGAUACUAAAUUGCUCACAUAUAUUUGAUUGAAUUUUGAAGAAUGUAAUUUUCUAUGAUACUAAAUUGCCCACAUAUGUUUCAUUGAAUUUUGAAGAAUGUAAUUUUCUAUGAUACUAAAUUGCUCACUUAUAUUUGAUUUGAUUAGUUUUCAUUUUUUUUGUAAUUUUACAGAUUAAUAUUUUUAGGCAACCACUGAUGUACUAAGAAUUAAGUGUGUAUUUUAUACCAUCUUGUUUUCAACUUUUUAUCGAAUUUGUAUUGCUCUUAUAACUUUCAAUUUACAACUUUUCUAAUUUUAAAACUAUGAAAUGAUUUUAAACUCAUUGAAUAACUAAAUAAUGUUUACCAUUUCUUUUAUACACUUUUAUCUGAUAAUGAAAGAUUUUCAUGAAAUUGCCAACAAAACGAAAUUUUUUUGUUUUUUGUUUGUUCAUAUUACUAUUGCGUAGAAAAUUUCAGUGAUGAUUAUGAAUAAUAUUUCAUCUUGUAAAUGAUACGUUUUUCGUCGGCUGGACAACUUUGUAUAAAAAAGAAAAACAAAUACUGUGGAGCCAACUGAUCUGGCUACCU